CCCAUAAAACCAAGAUUUUCUCUGCUUACACCUAUUCCUCUCUUAAACCCUAGCACCUGGAAUUCCGAGACUGAGAUCCAAGCUCUCCCACACAAUUGUUUGUUUUUCAUUUGAUAUCUAUAUUUGAGGUGAAUUUUGCAUAUGUGCCGGAAUGGCCAACAAUUCUCAACCCUCUAGUGCACAGCCACAUUGGCCUCCUGCAGUUGGAUCCUUGGGUCCUCAAAGUUAUGGUUCUCCUUUAUCUUCACAGUUCCGACCAGUCGUCCCAAUGCAGCAAGGUCAGCACUUUGUUCCAGCUGCUUCCCAACAGUUUCGGCCUGUUGGGCAGGUUCCCUCUUCAAAUGUUGGGAUGCCAGCUGUUCAAAAUCAGCAGAUGCAGUUUUCUCAGCCAAUGCAGCAGUUUCCACCACGGCCAAAUCAACCUGGUCUUUCUGCACCUUCAGCACAGCCUAUGCAUGUACCAUUUGGUCAAACAAACAGGCCACUUACAUCUGGAUCACCACAGUCACAUCAAACUGCUCCCCCUUUGAAUAGUCAUAUGCCAGGCUUAGGGGCCCCUGGAAUGCCCCCCUCUUCAUCAUAUAGUUAUGUGCCAUCUUCUUUUGGCCAGCCACAGAACAAUGUCAGUGCAUCGUCCCAGUUUCAGCCUACAUCUCAAGUGCAUGCACCUGUUGCUCCUGUGGCUGGACAACCUUGGUUGUCAUCUGGAAAUCAGAGUGUUUCACUUGCUAUACCAAUACAGCAGACUGGCCAACAACCUCCACUCAUUUCUUCUGCAGAUACAGCUGCCAAUGCUCCUAUUCUUACUCCGCCAUCAGCUUCUGAUUGGCAAGAGCAUACAUCUGCUGAUGGAAGAAGAUACUAUUACAACAAAAAGACGAGGCAAUCUAGUUGGGAAAAGCCUCUGGAACUGAUGACACCAAUAGAGAGAGCUGAUGCGUCCACUGUUUGGAAGGAAUUUACAACUCCAGAGGGAAGAAAGUAUUAUUAUAACAAGGUUACAAAGCAAUCUAAGUGGACAAUACCUGAGGAAUUGAAGUUAGCUCGUGAGCAAGCUCAGGUAGUAGCUAGCCAAGGAGCCCCAUCAGAUACAGGAGUGGCUUCUCAAGCGCCAGUUGCUGGUGCUGUCUCCUCAGCUGAGAUGCCUGCUGCAGCUAUUCCUGUGAGCUCCAACACUUCGCAGGCUUCAAGCCCAGUAUCAGUUACGCCUGUUGCUGCUGUUGCUAAUCCUUCCCCUACUUUAGUAUCUGGAUCAACAGUUGUUCCUGUUUCACAAUCUGCUGCAACGAAUGCAUCUGAGGUUCAAUCACCUGCAGUUGCUGUUACCCCCUUACCUGCUGUUUCCUCCGGAGGUUCUACUACUCCUGUUACUUCGGUCAAUGCUAACACAACAAUGAUAAGAAGCUUGGAAAGUACAGCAUCUCAAGAUUCUGUGCAUUUCACAAAUGGAGCUUCUGCUCAGGACAUUGAGGAAGCAAAAAAGGGGAUGGCAACGGCUGGAAAGGUUAAUGUGACUCCAGUGGAAGAGAAAGUUCCGGAUGAUGAGCCUUUAGUAUAUGCAAAUAAGCAGGAAGCAAAAAAUGCUUUCAAAUCCCUCCUUGAAUCCGCAAAUGUGCAAUCUGAUUGGACUUGGGAGCAGACAAUGAGAGAAAUAAUUAAUGACAAAAGGUAUGGUGCUUUGAAGACACUUGGGGAGCGGAAGCAAGCCUUUAAUGAGUAUUUGGGUCAAAGGAAAAAGCUAGAGGCUGAGGAAAGGCGCAUGAGACAGAAGAAAGCUCGGGAGGAAUUCACAAAGAUGCUUGAAGAGUCCAAGGAACUCACAUCAUCCAUGAGAUGGAGCAAAGCUCAAAGUUUAUUUGAAAAUGAUGAAAGAUUCAAGGCUGUUGAACGAGCCAGAGACCGGGAAGAUCUUUUUGAAAAUUAUAUAGUGGAACUUGAGAGAAAGGAAAGGGAAAAUGCUGCAGAGGAAAAAAGGCGGAAUAUAGCAGAAUACAGGAAAUUUCUGGAAUCCUGUGAUUUUAUUAAGGCAAACAGCCAGUGGCGGAAAGUUCAAGACCGCUUAGAGGAUGAUGAAAGAUGCUCACGUCUUGAAAAAAUUGAUCGCUUGGUCAUGUUCCAGGACUACAUUCAUGACUUGGAGAAGGAAGAAGAGGAAAAAAAGAAGAUGCAAAAGGAACAAUUGAGACGUGCCGAGCGCAAAAACCGUGACGCAUUCCGUAAGCUUAUGGACGAACAUGUUGUUGAUGGCACUCUUACGGCUAAAACUUACUGGCGGGAUUAUUGUUUGAAGGUGAAAGAUCUGCCCCCAUAUCUUGCUGUUGCAUCAAACACAUCUGGUUCAACACCAAAAGAUUUGUUUGAGGAUGUUGUUGAAGAAUUAGAAAAACAGUAUCAGCAAGACAAAACCCAUAUUAAAGAUGCAAUGAAGUCAGGGAAGAUUUCCAUGGUUUCCACAUGGACAGUUGAAGACUUCAAAGCUGCUAUUUCAGAAGAUGUUGGUUCCUUGCCAAUAUCAGAUAUAAACUUAAAGCUUGUGUAUGAGGAGUUACUCAAGAGCGCCAAGGAGAAGGAGGAGAAAGAGGCUAAGAAACGUCAGCGUCUAGCAGAUGACUUCACUAAGCUAUUACAUACAUAUAAGGAGAUAACUGCAUCCUCUGAUUGGGAGGAUUCCAGACCACUUUUUGAAGAAAGCCAAGAAUACAGAUCAAUUGCGGAAGAGAGUUUAAGGAGAGAGAUCUUCGAGGAAUACAUUGCAUACUUACAGGAAAAAGCUAAAGAAAAGGAGCGCAAGCGUGAGGAGGAAAAGGCCAAAAAGGAGAAAGAGCGAGAAGAGAAAGAGAAACGAAAGGAGAAGGAGAGAAAGGAGAAGGAAAGAGAACGUGAAAGGGAAAAGGGUAAGGAGCGAACUAAAAAAGAUGAAACAGAUAGUGAGAAUUUAGAUAUAUCUGACAGUCAUGGCCAUAAAGAGGACAAGAAAAAGGAAAAAGAAAAAGAUAGGAAACACCGCAAACGACAUCAAAGUGGUGGUGAUGAUGGGAGUUCCGAUAAGGAUGAUAGGGAGGAGUCUAAGAAGUCUCGCAGACACGGCAGUGACCGUAAGAAAUCAAGAAAGCAUGCGCACUCACCUGAAUCUGACAAUGAAAGCCGGCAUAAAAAGCACAAGAGAGAUCACCGCGAUGGAUCGCGUAGAAACAGUGGUUAUGAGGAGCUGGAAGAUGGUGAAGUUGGUGAGGACGGUGAAAUUCAGUAGUUUCUUACUGAUGCAAAAAUUCAAAGAAACCGAUUGGGGGAUUAACUACCUAAGAUUUCAUCGUUGCAUUUUGUAUCCUAUAAGCUCAAUCGUAAAUGUCUAUAGAUUUUUAGGGGUUUUAGAUCAUUUAGGCACAUACCUUAAACUAAUUAUUUUGCUUAUUUUCCUAGUACGAGAGUUUAGGGUUGUCCUGUAUUCUACGUUUGUAUUAGCGUUUAGAAUCCUAGGUUGGUGGGGGGUUUUGGUUUUAGUAUUUGAAGUCUAAAGUAUUUGGUAAAGUCUUUCUUCAGAGUUGCAGUUCCAGUUUUUUGGCUAACAAAUUGGUGGGGCCACAAUUGCAAGAAUUACAUCCAUCACUUAAUAGCUGUAACACAUGUAACUGGUUGACGGUAUCUUUUGAAGUAAGUUUGUAAGUUUCGGCUCAUUUUUAGAGAUUUACAACGGGGCAAUGAUGGGAGGCUGCUGCCUCCUUUGAUAUCCCAUAACUAUUUUUUUUUUUAUGUAUUUAUUAUAUGAGUUUAAGGGAAGCUUUAUUUUUACGUCCAUAA
Messenger RNA from Theobroma cacao (cacao), 3798 nucleotides. It is a transcript of the gene PRP40A, whose product is annotated as pre-mRNA-processing protein 40A. Gene Ontology annotation, molecular function: protein binding; RNA binding. NCBI's taxonomy places the organism in Eukaryota, Viridiplantae, Streptophyta, Magnoliopsida, Malvales, Malvaceae. Gene Ontology annotation, cellular component: U2-type prespliceosome; U1 snRNP. The record is from RefSeq and is a predicted model, not a curated record. Gene Ontology annotation, biological process: mRNA cis splicing, via spliceosome.